This is a messenger RNA of Podarcis muralis (Common wall lizard), 6533 nucleotides long. RefSeq names its product sprouty related EVH1 domain containing 1 (gene SPRED1). Gene Ontology annotation, cellular component: membrane. NCBI's taxonomy places the organism in Eukaryota, Metazoa, Chordata, Lepidosauria, Squamata, Lacertidae. Gene Ontology annotation, molecular function: protein kinase binding. The record is from RefSeq and is a predicted model, not a curated record. Gene Ontology annotation, biological process: multicellular organism development; negative regulation of MAPK cascade.
CCUGCUGCGCCCUGGCUGCGUCGGUGCUGCUCCAUCCCCGGAUCGGAUCACGGUGAGGAAAAAAUGAGCGAAGAGACGGCGAAUUCUAACAACGAUAAUAGUUAUGCCCGUGUGCGAGCUGUGGUGAUGACCCGUGAUGACUCAAGCGGUGGAUGGUUACCACUUGGAGGGGGUGGUCUAAGCUAUGUCACCGUUUUCAAAGUCAUUCACCAGGAAGAAAAUGGCUGUGCUGAUUUUCUUAUACAUGGGGAGCGUCUCAGGGACAAAACGGUGGUUUUGGAGUGUACGUUGAAGAAGGACCUUAUUUACAAUAAGGUUACGCCAACUUUUCACCACUGGAAAAUAGAUGACAAAAAAUUUGGCCUGACAUUUCAGAGUCCGGCUGAUGCAAGAGCAUUUGAUAGAGGCAUCCGUAGGGCGGUAGAAGAUCUUUCCCAAGGUUGUCUGACGUCACAUGAUGAAAUUGAAGUACCUGUAGAUGGCUUUCCAGCUAUUCCAGAAAGCAUACCGAGUUUGCUAAUGAAAGAUCAUCUUUUCCAACAUGAACCUGGAGUGAGCAAUGAUUCUUACAAAAGCUUAAGUAUAAGACCCUCAACCUUUGAAGAUUUCAGCUCAAGAAGACCGUUUUUCCACAACCAAUCCAACCAGAUACCCCUGAAGCCAGUCAGGAAUGUCAGUUUUCAGGACGAUGAAGAAAUUGUUCGAAUAAACCCUCGUGACAUCUUAAUACGCCGCUAUGCAGACUAUAGGCACCCAGACAUGUGGAAAAAUGACUUGGAUAGGGAUGAAGGCGACGCCUCGCUGCAGUGUCCCAAGGCAGAUAGUAAAAAACCAGACUAUCUGUACCCUUCCGGGGACGGAACUAAGUUGAAUUCACUAAAAGAUUCCAAGUGUUCUGUGGUACUGAAAACGCAGCCUUCCUCGUUCAAAUUGAAAAAGUCGAAAAGGAGGAAAGAGGACGGGGAGCGCUCUCGCUGCAUAUACUGCCAGGAAAGGUUUAAUCACGAAGAGAAUGGCCGGGGCAAAUGCCAGGACGCUCCCGAUCCCAUCAAGAGAUGCAUCUACCAAGUUAGCUGCAUGCUUUGUGCUGAGAGCAUGCUCUACCAUUGUAUGUCAGACUCGGAGGGGGAUUUCUCUGACCCCUGCUCUUGUGACACUAGCGACGACAAGUUCUGCUUGCGAUGGCUCGCCCUUGUCACGUUGUCUUUCAUUGCGCCGUGUAUGUGCUGCUACCUCCCCUUAAGAGCGUGCCACCAUUGUGGUGAGGUCUGUGGAUGCUGCGGAGGGAAGCAUAAAGCGGCUGGAUGAACCAGUCUGGUACCACGUUUGGGCUAACAACGUCUUUAUUUUCAGGAAGUAUCUAACUCGUGGAAGCAUUUGGCAAGCAGAAGGGGGAAACCUGUCGUGUAUGAAAGGUCAAUUCUGAAAGAAGCAUCAGAACUUGUUGCAUUGUAGGAAUGCUGGCCACGCCGAAUGAUCUGCUUUUAAGUGCAUGGUGCAAGUUGUGUCGGGAGUUCUUGCGAAAGGAAAGCCUUUUCUUAACGAUUGGUGGUUGAAAGAAGUAUAAACUGCAGUCCGUACUAUAAGGGAUCAACUUCAGCAAUUUGUACAUAUUGAGGUUAGGUGAUGGGGGCUGUUGAAAGAAUCUAUUUAGCAGAAAAUUUAACUCAACCUGCAGUAGCGAGAGCUGAUUUAAAACUAAGGAAAGUUUAAAACUUGGCGACUGCAAGAAACUAAAUUGAUUUUAAAUGCAACUAAAUUGCUUAUAAAUAGUUUUUUGGAAACAACUUUAUGUACAAAUAACAAAUGUUUAUAUUUAACAAAAUAUAUGGUACGAAUUAUUAAAUCUUCCUUCCCCUUUCCAGUUGCAACACAGUUAUGGACCACAUUUCCAGUCACAUUCCAUGGUAGUAUUUCUCGAUAUUUAACUAGUUAACUUAGUAGCAUUUCUAUUCAAAAUGGACAAAUCAAUAUUUUCAGUCUUGUUUCCCUUCAGCUACAUUUUUGUAUUGAGUUCUCUCUGUACAUUCUGGUAAUCUGAAAGCCUUUAAAAUAUUAAUUAUUGUAGUCUUGAAUGACCAAUGUUUUGUUAAGCACAGGUGUAAUUGUCUAAUGCUCUUAUAAGAACAUAACAUUUAUUUUUAUAUAUAAAUUACUCUGUAUUCAGCGAAAUGGCAAAGGAGUUUUUUUCCUUUCUCAACCAGCAAAUUUUCUUCUAGGGUUUCCUUGAUUUCAGAUGUUUGGGGAAAGAAAAAUACAACAAAAUAAUUGUCAUAAUAUAUAUUUAUCAUGCAAUUCAACGGUACCAAUUAUUACUUCAAACUAGCAAAAGAACAAAAAAGCAUCCAUUAUUCUAAUCUUAUUUGGCCUAUCAGAAAUUUACAAUACUCCGUAUAUCAAACUAUAACCCAGGUAGGGAAAAGCAAAUGAAUUUUUUGUGAAUGGAAGUGGGUUUUAUUUUGUCUUUGUUGUAGCAUAUUAAUAAUGAAUGUUUAACUUAACAUUUGGCUAUGUGCUCUAAAUACCAAUUUGGGGAAAUUUCUAAAUGUCAUCCAUCAUAUAACAUAGCUGAGUAUACAGGUUUUUAAUUAAUAAAACUCUCUAAAGCAGUGAAGCAGUCAUUCAUUCAAAAUCGUUAAUGGGUGGAGGGGAAAAACCAUGUGUUUAAUAUGCUCUUACAAUUAAAAUUAUAAUUGCACACUACCUUUUCUUUUAUUUCCAUGCAUUUUUUCCCCAGUGAAAUGUUUUGGUUUAUUUUCUUCCAAAGACCAUGUUCAAUCAUAGGAAUCUUUCCUUCCCCUCCUCUUCUCAGAGCCCAGGUAUCAAACUGAACAACUGUAUAUAACACUAUCUGUAAAAUACUUUUUUAAAGAAAGCAUUUAUAUUUAUAUGACAGCUUGAACUGACAACGUUAUGUACAUAGAUCAUCUUGAAGUAUUAUUUCACAUUGAAAAGAAGACAAAUAUAUUGAUAACUAUAGAAGUUAAGAGCUCCUUUCUAGUUUUGUACUUUAAAAAAAAAGCCUGUAUGGAUAACCGAAGUCAGCAAACACGACACUGUAGCAGCAAUCUCUUUAAAUCCUUUCCUUUUAUAUAUUUGAGAACUGCUGCUCCAGAAGACUUUCACGCUUCACAUAUUGAGCUAAACUUGGUUGCCUAGAUAGACUGUUAACUUUUUUUCCAAAUAAACAAACAAAAACGAGACAGAGAUUCGUAACCUGCAUUUCACUGUUGACAUAGGACCUGCAUCUUGUGAUAUAGCAUUUACUAAAACAUUAUGCUUUUAAUUAAAAAUGGAGCAUGGUAUCAACAACCCAAGAAAAGAACUUGCUGGCUGUACAGAAAAGUCCUUUGGAACUUUGUGUGUAUGUGUGCGUAUGUGCGUACUUUGGGAAGAGACAAAUCUAACCAUUUUCUAUGAGCACUCAUCAACAUAGUGCAACUCUUGGUUCUUGUAGUAGUGAAACCUUAUAUGCUUUAAAAAAAAUUACUGAAUAUGUGCAUUAAUAUUUUCAGUAUAUAUUUAACCACUUUGCUGCUAAACAUUUACUAUCCUUUACUCUUGAAGAAAUAUUAUUCCUAUUUUGUUUUUUUUAAAAAAAUACAAAUUAAUAUGGAUACUGGUAUAUAGGUUGUGUUAUUUGCAACUGAUCUAAUUUGAAAUAAUUGCAUCGGUUCAGUAUCUGGUUUCAUGGAUUGUGUGAUGUCGGCCACAUUUCUGUAUGUUUAGGCUUUUGCUUUAACGGGGGAAUUUCUUAACUAACUGUGGCCAACUCACAUAUGAAGUUGCCUUAUAGGGAGUCAGACCAUGGGUUAAUCCAUCUCUGUGCUCAAAUUAGUGGUCAUUUUUCAAGAUCUCAUCUGCUAACUGAGGUGCUUUUUUAACUGGGGAUGCCAGUGAUUAAACUAAGAAAUGAUGUAUGGCUCUAUCUUCCUGGAACAAACCAUUGAAUCGCCACUUCUCAAUCCACUAAUUCUAAUUCAUAGAAUCCGCCAUGGAGUUGUUUUGUUGAAUCUCAUGGAUUUCAGUGCACUUAAUUUUUUUUGUCCUUAAAUCGGAUUGUGGCCCCUGUGUGCAUUUUAUCUUUUCACCCUGCUUUCUCAGAAGGAGGCUGGGUUAGGGACAAAGAGUCAACAGAUAAGAGGUUUACUGUAAAGCAUGUAAAUUCAGGUGCCUUUUAAGGUGUAAUGUAAUGAGGGACUUUUCUCCAAGCCUAUAUCAACUCAUGUGCAGUAAUUGCCGAAGGAUGUUCAGGUUUCAGCCUCCUAAAAGGUGCUACCUGAAAGAAGGAGUGUUCUGUCUGAGGUGAAAGCAGCUAGCUAUAACAUUAGGGUACCACCUACUGGACAAACAUGAUUUAGGAAACUUAACUUUAUUCAUGCAGCCUAUAUAUAUAUACACACACACACACACACACACACACACAAACACACACACACUUUCUCUGAUAGUUGUUUAAAACAUCAAUGCCAAAAUAGGGGAUGGAAAGAGAUCCUUGCAAUUUCAGCAACUGCAGUUGUUUUAGACACAAUUGAAUUAAUAAACAUGUCCCAUUGAAAGUCCAGUAGUGUAAAACAAGACAUUCUUACUAUCAGGCUUUGUGGAAAUGCAAAUGUUCCAGACCAAAAUAAAACAAUAGCUGGAAGUUUCUGGUUCCUCCCCACCCCACCCCCCAUCCUGUUAAUUGACAUUGUUGGUGUUAUUCCAGAAGAGUCAUUCUUGAAAGUUUAGAAGAUUAUAUUCCACCUUGCAAAACAGUGAGCCUUUAACUUUUCUAUAUUAUUUUGUUGUUAAAAAAAAAAUCCCCACAAAAGCCUACGUUUCUGUUUCAUAUAGAAAUCUUUGAGCCAGUAGUUCUAAAACUUAGGGCCUUGAACUUGAAUGAAAACAGUCAUGAGUUGUACCACACGUGUCCCGCUAUCCACCUGUUUGUUAUGCAGAAAUUCACUUAUCUAGACACAGUUAUUCACAGCUGAUUCAGAUAUUUGAAUAGCUGGAGUUUGCCCACUUCCUUACAUGUUAGUGCUGUGCUGGUGUACGGCAGCCGUUUUUGGGAAGAAACCAUACAGAGAGAGUGCAGACAAAUCAGUUUUUCAUUUGUCUCUAUUUCAUAGCUGUCAACUUUCCCCUUUUCUUGCGAGGAAUCCUAUUCGGAAUAAGGGAAUUUCCCUUUAAAAAAGGGAAAGGUUGACAGCUAUGCUCUAUUUUGCUGGCUGGCUGCAGCCAUUUUGGGCAGAGGGGAGAGAGAUUACGGAUUAGAAAUGUUCCCAUAGGGAAUGGAAAUCGCCAGCUCACUGUGUGAAUGCUUGCCUAACAAUUUCCUGGGAAUGCAUUGUGUUCAGAAAGUGAACUGUGUGUAUUUUUCCCACCAGCCAACACCUGGGGCACUUGAAUGUUCUGGGCCCCUAAGCGUUGCACAUUAAAGUUAUUUGGAGGUAGUGUCACCUUUACUUCACUUCUCAUCCCAACAGAAUUUUGAAUUUGCAUGAUUUUUUGAGAAACCUUCUUCUGUUCCUCCUUCAGAACCAAUGUUAAGAUUUGUGCCCUAGUGUAUACAGAUCCUUGCAUAUAGCAGCUUCAUUACCUGCAAUCUCGCCUGUGAAAGAGACUUAUUCUUGCUGGGUCAGAAGGUCUCAGAGGACGCAGAUACUUUAAAAGUGGUGCCCAAGUUCAAAGCAAAUUUAGAUCUAGAGCACAGACUUCUGUAUUGACCAAACUGCACACUUUCAAACAGCAAUUUCAGAUAUUUUUGCAUGCUGGAAUGCAACAUUCCCAUUUUUCUUCUAUAAUCUUUCUGUGAGUAAUCCUGUAUGUGUGUACAAGGAAGAAAAACCUCGAGAACUCCCCAUGUAAAUAAUACACAAUGUUUGUGUUGGUCUUUCGAUCUCCAGAGAACAUAGAACACUGUAUAUAUGGAGUCUACAGUGGUCCACACACUCUUGAGGGAGAAGAAUAAAGGAGAUGGUUUAGUAUUCCAAUUAGUACUAUUAAAGUUGGCAGCCUGGUGGUUAAAACUUGCAUAUGCUUUUUGGUGCACUGAUGAAGUAGCAUUUAAAUGGCAUCUCCCUCCCCCCCCCCUCAGCAUCUUAACUGCAAUAGCUGUGGUUAGCUUUGGAAAUUAAAACAAAACCUAGUGGGGAAAACUUUGUAUUGGGAGCUGCAGCAUAAUCUGUACAUAGGUUUUUUCCCCUCCCUCUUGUUUGUGAAUAUUUUGCUUAGUGCAAUUUGCUUUCCACCCUAUUGACCUCAAAAAAGUGCCUCACUUGUAUAUUAUUUCCAUUAAAAUAUUAAUUGCUAUCUCUUUCUACUAAAUGAUGUAGGUUUAAGUUUUAAUUCCAUGCCAUAGAUGUAUUUCUUUCUAUGUAUAAGAAUAUAGCUGGUUACCUUGAGGACAUAAUGUAAAUACACAUACGAGUUUUAACUGUUUUGUUAUCAUACCCUUUGUAAGUUGCCAUACUGGAUAAUAUCAUAAAACAGAUUUAAGUUUCAAUGUUUUCCUGCAAUUACCUGAUUAAAACUAUCAUGAAAUUAAA